This is a messenger RNA of Dalotia coriaria, 3269 nucleotides long. RefSeq names its product HMG coenzyme A reductase (gene Hmgcr). Gene Ontology annotation, biological process: coenzyme A metabolic process; sterol biosynthetic process; isoprenoid biosynthetic process. Gene Ontology annotation, molecular function: protein binding; hydroxymethylglutaryl-CoA reductase (NADPH) activity. The transcript has 12 exons. The record is from RefSeq and is a predicted model, not a curated record. Bases 407 to 2983 code for a protein of 858 amino acids. Gene Ontology annotation, cellular component: peroxisomal membrane; endoplasmic reticulum membrane. NCBI's taxonomy places the organism in Eukaryota, Metazoa, Arthropoda, Insecta, Coleoptera, Staphylinidae.
CAACAGAUAAUGCUACGUGCUGUUGCACGUAGUCAUCUGGUUGGUCAUGGCGUAACAACCCUGUACCAAAGAUGGGCCGUGCAUUGCUGUGAUUUUUGUACAAAUAAUCUUUUUUAAACAUAUAAUGCUAAGUUUAAAUGUAUUCCACGACGCGGCCAGCUAAUCGACUCAAGCGUUAUCUUAUCCAAAGACACACGGGUACCAAGUUUAAGCAUAAGCCACUUAGUUACGAUUACAACCAACCUCAAACAACACGCAACUACCUAACUAUCUAACGAAUUAUAUAAAUUUAAUUACUAUUGCUAAUCUGUGAUUAUAAAACAAGAAGUGGGAGUUUCCCCACGGAGAAUGCAAGCCGAGAAUAAAGUGUAACAAGAAAAAAAACAUUGUAAGGUCGCUGAUUAUAAUGUCGGCGCGCGUCUUCUGGGCACACGGCGAGUUCUGCGCGACGCAUCCAUGGGAGGUGAUCGUCGCGACGCUGACGCUCACCGCCUGCAUGCUCACCAUGGACCAGCAGCAUCAUGCGCCGCCUCCGAAACCACCGAUUAUUCACUGUAUCGGUUGUCUCAACGAGGCGGAGAAUAAUGCCGCUGACGUAAUUCUUAUGACGAUCAUCCGCUGUCUGGCUGUGCUGUACAGUUACUACCAGUUUUGUAAUCUGCAGAAACUCGGGUGCAAAUAUAUUUUAGGAAUCGCCGGUUUAUUCACGGUGUGUUCCAGCUUCGUGUUUACAUCGACGGUGCUAAAUUUUCUGCGUAUAGACGUAUCGGAUCUAAAGGACGCUUUGUUUUUCUUUUUGCUGGUCGUAGAUUUAUCCAAAGCGGCGAUUCUGGCUGAAUUAGCUCUGAGUGCGUCUAAUCAGGACGAAGUUAAGAUGAAUAUCGCGCGGGGAAUGUCCCUCUUGGGACCAACCAUCACCCUGGAUACAAUUGUGGAAACUCUAGUCAUAGGAGUAGGCACUCUCUCAGGUGUUCAUAGAUUAGAAAUGCUUUCCUGCUUCGCCUGCCUCUCGGUGAUAGUCAACUACUUGGUCUUUAUGACCUUCUACCCCGCGUGCCUCUCGCUCAUCCUGGAAUUAUCGCGCAUCGCGAACAUCUACGGCAAUCGGGACAUUCCCAGUUCGCUCAUCUCGCGCGCCUUGAAGGAAGACAUCCAGAAGUCGAAUCCGGUCGUGCAGCGCGUCAAGCUGAUCAUGUCCGUUGGGCUUAUGCUGGUGCAUGCACACAGUUACUGGCCGCUGCGUGAAGGUGAAGAUAAUAUUGCGCCACUUACGGAACAACGCAUGCCGCUUAACCGAACCGACGAUACUGCUCUCCAUGGAUCCAUUAUGAGAUGGAUCACCGUACGACUUGAUCACGUCGGAAUUCUAAUCCUGCUGGCGGCCCUAGCCGUAAAGUUCAUCUUCUUUGAGAACAAAGAAAACUUAGAGCAACGAGCCCGCAUGGCGGGCCGACCUUUCGUCACCCAGCAACUGCCGGGUGUGCCUGCUUUCCUAAAGACACACGAUGUCGAUGAAGGUUUUGUAGACAAAGAAGUACAAACCGAUGAUUUAGUUGUAGCUAAACCAGACAACGAUGACCCAUCUUCCUCUACUGAGGAAAAUGCCUGCAGUAUUGACGAAGUUCCAGCGAAACCUAUGAGGUCCCUAGCUGAAUGUAAAGAGAUUUAUCACAGGCAAUGCAGCGCGCGUGAUCUCACCGACGAUGAGAUUAUUCUGCUCGUGAAAAACAACGUUAUUCAAGCUUAUCUUCUCGAACGGGCCAUUCUGGACCCCGUGAGAGGUGUGGGCAUUCGACGUAAAAUCAUUGGUGCCAAAGGCGACAUUACGCAAGCCAUCGCCGACCUGCCGUACAAAAACUACGAUUACCAGAAGGUUAUGGGCGCUUGUUGUGAGAAUGUGAUUGGUUACAUGCCGGUCCCCGUGGGCGUGGCAGGUCCUUUACUUUUGGAUGAGAAAGAAUUCUAUGUUCCCAUGGCGACCACGGAAGGAUGUUUAGUGGCCAGUACCAAUCGAGGAUGCCGGGCGUUAUCCGGAUGUGGGAUUACAAGCAGGAUUAUUGCUGAUGGCAUGACGAGAGCGCCAGUUGUUAGAUUUUCAAAUGUGGCACGUGCUAGUGAUGCUGUAAAAUGGUUGCAAUCUCCACAGAACUAUGAGAGUUUAAAGAAGCGUUUCGACUCAAGCAGUCGUUUUGCACGUUUAAACAGUAUCCAUUCACGUAUUUUUGGACGAUUAGUGUACAUCCGGUUUGCGGCGACCACUGGAGACGCCAUGGGAAUGAACAUGAUUUCAAAGGGUACUGAGGAGACUCUGCAAAUGAUGAAAAAACACUUUCCUGAUAUGGAGAUAAUCAGUCUCAGUGGAAAUUUCUGCACGGAUAAAAAACCAUCAGCAGUCAAUUGGAUUGAGGGGCGUGGCAAAUACGCAAUUAGUGAAGCAAUCGUCCCCAAAGACGUCGUGGAAAAAGUCCUCAAAACAACAGUGGAUAAAAUGAUCGAAGCGAAUAUAGCUAAAAAUCUGGUAGGCUCGGCUGCCGCCGGAAGUAUUGGUGGGUUCAACGCGCAUGCAGCUAAUAUCAUCACCGCUAUCUACAUCGCUACCGGACAGGAUCCGGCGCAGAACGUAGGAAGUAGUAAUUGUAUGACACUAAUGGAAAAGGGCGGACCAACACUUGAGGAUUUGUACAUCUCCUGCACAAUGCCCUCGAUAGAAGUGGGCACAUUAGGUGGCGGCACGGUGCUGUCCCCACAGGCGGCAUGUUUAGACAUGUUGCACGUAAAAGGUUGUAAUGUAGACGUGCCAGGUGCACAUGCGAAUCAAUUAGCGCGGAUUGUUUGUGGCACUGUACUCGCUGGCGAAUUGUCAUUAAUGGCGGCGUUGACCGCUGGGCAUCUGGUAAAGAGCCAUCUCAGACACAAUCGAUCGUCGACGUCAGUUAGUCAGGAGAGCGUCGAAAAGACGGAAUGCGUACCGGAGCGGACGUAGACUGUGGCAUAAAUCUUAACUACGAUAGAUAUUUAUUUAAAGUGCGAUGGUGUAUAUAUUACUAAUCUGUUACCAGUGGUCUUUGUUUUCUAAUUCUAGGUAUUUUACUAUCUUUCUAUACAAAAACAUAAUGUGAAAUUGAUUAUGCGCGGUAGAUGUAUUUCCAUGAUGGCGGACUUUGUACGCAUGCAGAUUAUGUGCUGAAAUGGCGACGAUACAAACGAUUCACACUAAGAAAUGAUUUAUUAUAUGAAAAAAAUUAUGAAUAUAAACGAAGUGGAUUAAA